UUUAAACCCUGGGGAACACAUUUCUAAUCUUCAAGUGUGUCUUCCUCUGGCCAUUAUAGUCUUCCCUUCCCUUUUUCCAUGGUGUGAAUAUAUAUAUAUAUCAUCACUCUCAUUGUUGUCAAGCAAGAGAUAAUAAUAGAACAGAUAAAAUUACUUUGAAACUCUCUUUCUCAACUCAACAAACAUGGGGAGAGCUCCUUGCUGUGACAAAGCUAACGUGAAGAGAGGCCCAUGGUCGCCGGAGGAAGACGCCAAGCUCAAGGCUUAUAUAGACGAAAACGGCACUGGCGGCAACUGGAUUGCAUUGCCUCAGAAGAUAGGGCUAAAGAGAUGCGGCAAGAGCUGUCGUCUUAGAUGGUUGAAUUAUCUUCGACCAAACAUCAGGCAUGGAGGGUUUUCAGAAGAAGAGGAUAACAUCAUUUGCACCCUUUACAUAAGCAUUGGAAGCAGAUGGUCUAUAAUUGCAGCACAACUGCCUGGGAGAACCGACAAUGAUAUUAAAAACCACUGGAACACAAAGCUUAAAAAGAAGCUCCUGGGCAAACAGAGAAAAGAGCAUCAAGCUGGGAGAGCUACCUGCCUUACCUUUAACCAAGAAAUGAAUAUAGGAAGUGAGGAUUAUACGGUUCCUGGAACGAUGAACCAGGCCGCACACUGGCCGCUGCUGCCACCACCAGUCAUGCCCUUACCAAGCACGCCCCAAGAUUCAAUGAAUUUUCGAUACCCUUUCGAUGUUUCGUUUGCUCAAGACCAGCCAUAUGAGUAUUCCAUGAACAUACUUUCAUCUGCUUCUUCCCUUAGUCCCUUAAACUGUACUUGUUCUCAACUCACAGACGGAAUUUCCCAUUUUAAUGUUAACGAUGUUGAUGGUCCUGAUGAUGUGUUUCAAGGUCUUGAUAGUUUCCAAGCGGAGCUAAGUGAGCUGAUCUACUGCAACAAUCAACAUAUAAUGGAUGGGAUUGAUGGCUUUUAUGGAACAGAAAACAUGGUCGAUGGCAGCAGUACUGGGACUAGUUCAGUUGAAGGUAGAAGCUCGGGAGACAUAAAUUCACUACCCUAUCCUCAAAUUGUGUCUGGAUUUGAAGCUUGCCAACAUCAAAGCAUUCCCACAAAAUUCUACCUGUGAUGAAUCAAGCUACUUCGGGCCACAACGACUGCACUGUAUACAUGGGUGGUGUAAAUUUGUAUCAACUAGGGGUAUAGAUUGUUUUUCAUCAGAGAAUUUCAGAAAAGAAGAGAAAGAG
Molecule: messenger RNA, 1244 nt
Organism: Hibiscus syriacus
Lineage: Eukaryota; Viridiplantae; Streptophyta; Magnoliopsida; Malvales; Malvaceae
Product: transcription factor MYB87-like
Exons: 3
Coding region: 185-1126 (313 amino acids)
Source: RefSeq, a predicted model, not a curated record